Parnassius apollo (apollo) is the source of this 1380-nucleotide messenger RNA. Lineage: Eukaryota; Metazoa; Arthropoda; Insecta; Lepidoptera; Papilionidae. The record is from the annotation of a GenBank genome assembly.
AUGGAGGAAAACAUUCAGAUAUGUUGUAGGAUCUGUUUAGAUGUUGAAUCAAAACAUGUUUCCAUUUUAGACGAUUCUACUAUACUUUUACACAUAAAAUCUUGUCUUGCUAUCAAUAUCUCCUUUAGCGAUAAUCUAUCUAAAGACAUUUGUGUUAACUGUGUAUCCCAGUUGAAUGAAUUUUAUAAUUUCCAACAAAACGCACGGUGUUCACAAGAUUGGUUAGAGUCAUCCAUGCAAGAAAAGGUGAAAAAAUCAACUGAUGCUAAAACAUAUGUGCAACCUUUGCCUGAUUCAGAAUACAACUCCGAUUCACUUUUAGAGUUUUUAAAUAGUACUUCAAAUAUUGAAGAGUACUUGAACAAUUUAGGUAAGGAAGACAUACCUUCUAUAGUCAAUAUGCUUGAUAAAACAAGCGAAAAUAUUAUGGAAUUUGCAAAAACAUCCUCUAAAAUAAAACAGGUGAGCCCCAAAAAGAAAGAAUCUCCUAAAUCUAAAAAGUCUGUUAAAAUGGACAUAGAUGUCUUAGAUUCCGAUAUUGAAAUUGUUAAAGAGAUACUUUUAAAAGAGAUUGAUCCGGAAUGUAAUAUAAUGUGUUCAAAAAAUACUGACAAAACUAUAUGCUUUGCUUGCAAAGCCAAGUUUGAUACUGUACAAAAACUAUCCCAACAUUUAAGUAUCUGUGAUAGUGCUUCUAGAACAUGUAUUCACUGUAAUUUACUAUUUGAUUCCAAGAAAAAAAUGAAGCAACAUGCAAUAACUCAUGGAUUGCUGACUCAAAUGAGUUGUCACUGUGGAAAACAAUUUACAAGCAAAGAACUCCUGUUGCAACACUACAAUAAUUGCCAUUAUGAUCAGGUGGCAGCCAUGGGUUUUUAUCACCGUUGUAAGCAGUGUGGAAUGUUAUAUAAAGAUAGAUUUCAAUUAUACAAACAUGCCAAAGAACAUAUUCUUAGAUCCGAGGAAAGGGUGUGUGACAUCUGCGGGCAUACAUUCAUUGGUGAUGAUGCAUUAUCUAAACAUCGAAUGGAAGAACAUGAAAAGCAGAAUAAUUUAACAUUCAGAUGUAAGAUUUGCAAUGAAACAUCCAAAAGUCGUAAAGAAAUCUAUAUGCAUGUUCAAAAGCACACAAAUAAACAAGUACUAAGCCGUCAUUUGUGUGAGUCGUGCGGCCACAGUUUUGCCACCAAAGCCACGUUAAUGCGUCACUCUUUACUGCAUGUAAACUCGGCUGAACUGCAAUGUACCUUUUGCUGUCGACAGUUCCCUGAUGCGAAGUCAAGAGACGAGCAUCUAUCCGAACACAGUGAAAUUGUUAUGUGCGAUAAGUGUGGUCAGACUAUUAAUAAAUAUAAAUUGAACAGCCAUAUAUGUGUAUAA